Molecule: messenger RNA, 1336 nt
Organism: Ananas comosus (pineapple)
Lineage: Eukaryota; Viridiplantae; Streptophyta; Magnoliopsida; Poales; Bromeliaceae
Product: cytochrome P450 709B1-like
Exons: 5
Coding region: 78-1274 (398 amino acids)
Molecular function (GO): iron ion binding; oxidoreductase activity, acting on paired donors, with incorporation or reduction of molecular oxygen; monooxygenase activity
Source: RefSeq, a predicted model, not a curated record
AUCUCUAACCCAAGUUGAUCAUACACACAACACUUCUUUGGUGAGCAACACCAGAAAAAAGAGAAAAAAAGGAAAAAAUGGAUACAACUUAUGUUGUUGGGUUGAUAUUGGGAUCUAUUUUUGUGGUGCUUAUUCCGAGGAUCUGGAGCGUAUUGGCAUCUGUGCUGUGGAGGCCGUACGUAAUAAGUAAAAAGUUUAGGGAGCAAGGGAUCGAGGGGCCCGAGUACAAGUUAUGGGUAGGAUCAACUGAGGAGAUCAAGAGAAUGAAAAGAGAAGCUCAGGGGAUUGUGUUGGACAUACACUCACAUGAUUUCACCACAAGGAUUUUGCCUCACUAUCCCAAAUGGAUUUCGCAAUAUGGAGGAACCUUCUUGUUUUGGUUUGGACCAAGACCAACUUUGGCAAUCACCAACCCUGACAUGGUGAAGCAAGUGCUCUCCAACAAGUUUGGGUUCUACGCCAAAAAUGAUCCCCACCCAAACAUACAAGCUCUCUUGGGGAAGGGUUUGGUCCUUACAAAUGGCCAAGAUUGGGCUCGCCACAGGAGGGUGGUGAACCCUGCUUUCACCAUGGACAAGCUCAAGAUGAUGACUACGAAAAUGGCGCAAAUAGCUCGAUCCAUGAUGGAGGAGUGGGAGACGCAGAUGAUCCAAAAUGAGAACAAGGAAGCAGAAGUAGAUCUAAGCUUGCAGUUUCAGGAGUUGACUGCAGAUGUGAUCUCCCACACAGCUUUUGGAAGCAGCUAUAAAGAAGGAAAAGAAGUCUUUCUUGCACAAAAAGACCUUCAGAUUCUAGCCAUGAACAACAUUCUCAAUGUCCAAAUACCAGGGUUCAAAAGUGUGGUGACAAUGGUUCUCUUUGAGACCCUGAGGCUGUACGGUCCAGUGGUUCAACUACAAAGGAAAACAGCCAAAGACAUGGAGCUGGGGGGCCUGAAGAUCCCCAGAGGCACCGUGGUCGCUAUGCCGAUCAUGAUGAUGCACCGCGACAAGGUGGUGUGGGGCGCCGACGCCGACAAGUUCGACCCGUCGAGGUUCGAGAACGGGGUCUCGAGGGCCGCCAACCACCCGAACGCGCUGCUUUCGUUCUCGAUCGGCCCCAGGUCGUGCAUCGGGCAGAACUUCGCGAUGCUGGAGGCGAAGACCGUCGUCGCGAUGCUGCUGCAGCGCUUCUCGUUCACCAUCUCUCCCAAGUACGUGCAUGCGCCGAACGACGUGCUAACGCUGCAGCCAAAAUUUGGGCUCCCCACAGUGUUGAAGCCCCUGCAUGUCUAAGAGAUGUGGAUACAUAUAACUAUAUAUAUAUAUAUAUAUAUAUAUGAAUGUUGGUAAUAGUA